Molecule: messenger RNA, 1326 nt
Organism: Lottia gigantea (owl limpet)
Lineage: Eukaryota; Metazoa; Mollusca; Gastropoda; Lottiidae
Exons: 6
Coding region: 113-739 (208 amino acids)
Biological process (GO): proteolysis
Cellular component (GO): cytosol
Molecular function (GO): pyroglutamyl-peptidase activity
Source: RefSeq, a predicted model, not a curated record
GAACGAAGUGACAGUAACUAGUACGGUGUAAAUCAAAUCCAUAGAACAACAGUAUUGUUAAUUAAGAACGUCAAAAUAUAAGGUCUAUAAUAGAAACUGUUGAAGAUUAACCAUGGGAAGUAAACCUCCAGAGACGAAUGUAAUAAAUUCCAACAAGACAGUCGUGGUAACAGGAUUUGGACCAUUCAGUGGCCAUGACGUUAAUGCUAGUUGGGAAUCAGUGAAAGAAUUAAAGCAACUAGGAUUAGGAGAGAAUAUCAAGCUAGUUAUACAAGAAUUACCAGUAGAAUACGAAUCGGCUCAAAAACUUAUACCUCAAUUAUGGCAGACCAACAACCCUGAUUUAGUAAUCCAUGUUGGAGUAAGUUCUAUGGCCUCAGAAUUAACGCUGGAACAGAAGGCUCAUAAUGAUGGUUAUUGUAGAGAGGAUGUGAAAGGAACAUUUCCACUGACAGAAUGUUGUGUAGAAGGGGGAGAUAACUGUAUAGUUUCUGGUAUUGAUAUGAAACAUGUUUGUGAAGCCGUCAAUAAUUUACCAUUAAAAAUAAAAUCUAUAGUAUCACACGAUGCAGGAAGGUAUCUGUGUGAUUUUUCCUACUACAGAUCGUUACAUAUCGACCAAUCGAAAGCAGCCUUUAUACACGUUCCUCCAUUGAAUACGCCCUACACCGCCAGUGAAAUAGCUGAAGGGUUAAAGGCUGUCAUACUAUGUAUUUUAAAACGUGAACAUCCAUCUUGAUGGGACCAAAUUUUAAAACUUUUAUUCUAAGUAUAUAUUUAAAACCAAUUAAUGAUAUCUAUUUUAGGAGAACCCACAUUCAUACCUUAUAUUUACAUUGGCCUGUCAAUCAUAAAGUGGGCGUGUCAUAAGGUUUUCAGCGUUUAUUGGGUCAUAAUGAUAUCAAGAUACAGAUUUCAGCGUUUAUUGGGUCAUAAUGAUAUCAGGAUACAGAUUUCAGCGUUUAUUGGGUCAUAAUGAUAUCACGUAUGGUUAGGUAUAUUGAAGAACAUUAGUUCUAUAAAUAUGUUCUUCAUAACCUACAGAUUAUUUUGAUUGGUUCCUUUCACAGAUCUCUGUUGUCUCUAGUUUAUUUUUGCACAUGGAUUAAAUAUUUGAAUAUUGUACAUUACUCUUCACACAAACUAAGACCAAGGGACACUACUACUGUGUUAGUUUAUUACAGACCAAUAUUAAUUGUUAUGAGCAUAGAUCUCACUACGCAAAUAAUGCCCAAUUACUGCUUUUUUGAUAAAGCGUAGCAUUUCUUUCAAAUGGUUACAUUGUUGAUAUUGUGAUUUAAGAAAUAAAUAAAUAUCUUUUGCUAU